This is a messenger RNA of Saccharomyces paradoxus, 2397 nucleotides long. RefSeq names its product tethering complex subunit VPS16 (gene VPS16). Gene Ontology annotation, cellular component: lysosomal membrane; cytoplasm; HOPS complex. Gene Ontology annotation, biological process: endosomal transport; vacuole fusion, non-autophagic; intracellular protein transport. Gene Ontology annotation, molecular function: actin binding. Bases 1 to 2397 code for a protein of 798 amino acids. The record is from RefSeq and is a predicted model, not a curated record. The transcript has a single exon. Lineage: Eukaryota; Fungi; Ascomycota; Saccharomycetes; Saccharomycetales; Saccharomycetaceae.
AUGAAAAACCCUAGCUUUGACUGGGAAAGAUUGAAAGAUGUAUUUUAUAGAAGCAGAGCCAUUGGCGAAUUAAAAUGGCCAACUCAGUACGAGGACUUCAAAUGUGCCUUGUCAUUAACCGUCAUUGCUGUAGAAAUUCAAGACUUUAUACAAGUAUACAAUUAUUUUGGGCAACUGUUAGGUAAGAUCAAUUUGCAGAGAAUUCAUGAAGAUAUAAUAAAGUUUGAGUUCGAUAAAGAUGAGAAGCUGACACUGGUUACGAAAAACUGCGUCAAAAUUGUAAAAAGUUGGUCCCCAUUGACGAUAGAAAGUAUCCCGUUGCAAGACUCAAUCAUUGAUACUAUCUGGGACUACCAUAAUGGAAUCAUGUUGCUAACAAAAUCUCGUGAUAUAUACAAGUUAAACGGAAAUGAAUGGGAACUCCUUUAUGAAAACAAAGAUAAAAAAUACAACCUAUUAACAAAAAAUCACUGGAGUUGCAAUGACGACACCAUCAUUUUACUGGAUGUUGACCAUGUGUAUCAAGUGAGUACCUCAAAUGGGGCACUAUUGAAGUUAAUCGCAGAUUCAUCGUGGCACAAGGUAAAGAUCUCAUCUAAAGGGUUUAUUUGCCUUUACAAUAUGAAGUACAAUAAACUGCAAAUAUUCAAAGAUCCAGUAAGAAUACUAAUGGAGCACAACUUGGAUUCUACACCAGAUGAUAUAUGCUGGUGUGGCAACGAUACCGUUGCGUGUUCUUUCGAGGACGAAAUCAAAUUAUACGGGCCGGAUGGUUUGUAUGUAACAUUUUGGUAUCCUUUUACUGUAACCAACCUGAGGGCAGAGGUUGACGGCCUGAAGGUUAUUACGACAGAAAAGAUUUACUUUUUAUCAAGAGUACAGCCUCAGACUUCUAAUAUCUUUAGAAUUGGAUCAACUGAGCCAGGUGCAAUGCUUGUUGACUCAUUUAGUUUACUGGAGGAUCACGCACCCAAAGCAAUUGAAAUAUUGAAGAAUUUUGUCCUGGAGAAGGGUGUUCUGGACUGUAUUGCUGCUGCGAUAGAUGAAUUCGAACCCAAACUACAAAAAAUGUUAUUGAACGCAGCAUCGUAUGGGAAGGCUUCUUUGCAGUAUAAGUCUUUUGAUGCAAGUAUAUUCGUAGAUGCCUGCAAUACGAUAAAAUUAUUAAACUGCUUUAGAAGUUUUGGUAUUUUUUUGACAGUGGAGGAGUACAAGGGUAUCACCUUGAAAGGUGUUCUUGAUAGGCUGUUGACAUAUCACAGAUAUUACGAAUGUAUACAGAUAUGCAAAUUGGCUAAUGAACAGUUUCUUUUGGGAUACGUGUUUACUGAGUGGGCAAAGGCUAAAAUUAAGGGCAGCCCUGACAUAGAAGAUGACGAAUUGCUCGAGAUAUUCAAAUCUCGCCUAAGUGUUAUAGAUGUGACGGGUACAGUGCAAAUGGUUGCUAUUGCGAAUGUUGCAUAUCUAGAAGGAAGAUUCCAGUUAUCUCGGGAUUUAGCUUUGUUAGAGAAGGACGAAGAAGCUAAAAUUGAGCAACUGUAUAAUCUUGAUGAUGAUAGUAUAGCACUAAAGGAGUGUAUUAAAGUGCAGAAUUCUAGCUUAACAAUUUCAUUGCUCAUUGCACUCUCUAAAAAGCUAACAAAUUCCCAACUGACGAAGCUUUUGAUCAUUGAUAUGUUCAACAACCCCUUGUACCUCUACUACAUGAGGAUGGAUAAAGCCUACUUGUACGAUUUUUACCGCCAAACGGACCGAUUUAUUGACUUGGCUCACGUAUUACUGCAGCAGGGAAAAGAACAGCAAUCUUUGCACAGCUUUUUACCGCAAAUUAAAGACCUCUAUAGCAAAGCACAAAACAGUGAAUCGGCCAGUAAUGUCGUAGAACAACUUCAAAGACAAGAAAAAUUGUGGGUAUACCAGGAAUCAUUAGGCAAAAGAUUCGGUAUCUCAUUCACUAAUAUGACUCUAGAUCAAACGCUUUCAAAGUUAAUCGAAACAGGACAAGACAAACAAGUGAAAGAAAUAGUUAAAAAGUUCAAAAUAAACGAAAGAAAGCUGUAUCACUUAAAAUGUAGAACAUUAGUUCAAGCCAAGAGGUUCGACGAACUACUACAGUUUGCUCGGUCAAGGAAAUCACCAAUUGGUUAUAUGCCAUUCUACACAUACUUAAAAAGCAGAGGACAUAUAAAUAAAGCUACCCCUUAUGUUAAUAUGAUACCUGGCCUUUCUUACCAGGAAAAGAAAAAGCUUUAUAUGGACUGUAAGAGCUUUCGUGAUGCAAUUCAACUAGCAGGAAAGGAAAAAGACAUUCCGGGCCUAAAGGAGAUAUAUAAUAUUAUACCUUCCAAUGAACCAGAAUUAAAAGCACUUGCGAAUGAAACGAUGAGCAAAAUAUAG